AUGCAAAGCUCAAAUCUUGAUGAAGGAGACACUAUUUCUACUCUUCCUUCGUUGCACUUUAUUGAGUUGUUCUCAUGUGCUGUCGCUGUCACUGGACAUAUAGUUCAUAAUGCCAACAUAGCCAUCAGCAGAUAUGUGGAUACCUGCCUACUCGAAGAAUUGGACGAGUUCUGCGAGAAGAUGAUUCUGCUGAAUCUACUCUUUCUUUCUGGUGUAUCUCCCGCUCAGAAGUGGAGUCUUUUUCGAGUUCUAGAUGUGCUGUUAGACGGUGGGCUGGCAAUGACACCAGAACAAGUGCGUGCAAUGAGUGCAAAAGCAGAUGAGGAGCGGCGACGUAAUAAGAAUAAUAUUAUGCAACAACCUCAAGAUGCAUCUGUCGCGCAAGCUCAUGCACCGCUUUCCCAGCAUCAAACAACCAUUACUCAGAAAGCAGAUGAUUGCAAUGCUGCACCGGAGAAGAUUUACCGGAAUCAUGCUGAGGCUCCCAUAAGGAAACUGACUUGUGAUCUUAUCAAAACCUACAAGAAUAUUAAUGAGUCCUUUUACUUACGGAAAGCUCUACGACGGCAGGAACACCAAGCUAACAUGCAAGCGAACCGUAAUAAUGCUUCAGCGACUUCUGGUAGUAAUCAGUUGCUUAGCACCGCAUCGACUAUCCAUCCUCAGGGUACUGCCCAUAAUCUACCAACAAAUUUGGAUAUGCAACAUGGAUCACUUCCAAAAGGUCUACCCCAUUUUGAUACAAACGCUCCCCCUGCUUCUCAAAUGGUGGUUCCAGCUGUUACAGAAAAUGAAGCGAGCAGAAAUAGGCAGAAAUCGAGCAGAGGAGGUCCUCACAAUGGUGGUUAUGAUGACGAGAAUUACGACUAUAUUCUGAAAGACGGGGAGUGCUUUAAUACAAGGUACAUUAUUCUUACGGAAAAGCCAAUAGGAAAAGGUUCUUUUGGGCAAGUAACUCGCGCGUAUGACACAGUUGCGAAGGAAGAUGUAGCGAUAAAAAUUAUAAAGAACAAGAAGACGUUUUUCGAUCAAGCCCAAAUCGAAAUAAAGUUGCUGGAAAUGAUGAGAGCUCAUGAUACUGAGCGCAAAUAUAAUGUUGUUCUCCUCAAGGGACAUUUCGUUCAUCGAAACCAUCUCUGCCUCGUCUUCGAGUUGCUUUCGUAUAAUCUCUACGACUUGUUGAGGAACACGAAUUUUCGUGGUGUUUCGCUCAAUCUUACUCGUAAGUUCGCGCAACAGCUUACUAAAACGCUUUUAUUCCUUUCGUCUCCCGAAUUGUCUAUCAUUCAUUGCGAUCUCAAACCAGAAAAUGUCCUUCUUUGCAAUCCUAAACGUUCUAAAAUCAAUAUAAUCGACUUUGGUUCUUCUUGCCAGAUUGGUCACAGGAUUUAUCAAUAUAUACAGUCCAGAUUCUACCGCUCUCCUGAAGUUUUGCUAGGAAUAGCCUACGACACCAAAAUUGACAUGUGGUCACUAGGAUGUAUUUUGGUGGAAAUGCACACUGGUGAGCCAUUAUUUGCUGGCUCCUCUGAAGUGGACCAAAUGAUGAAAAUUGUGGAAGUGCUUGGAAUGCCUCCUAAAGAACUCCUGGACGUGGGACCAAAAACUCAUAAGUAUUUCGAGAAGACGGAAGAUGGUGUCUACUACUGUAAAAAAACGCGGGACAACUUUAACAAGUGUUAUCGUGGCCCUGGACAUAGGAAGCUUCAUGACAUACUUGGUGUGACUUCUGGCGGUCCAAAUGGAAGACGGGCUGGAGAAGCGGGACAUUCGGUCGAAGAAUACAGCAAGUUUAAGGACUUGAUCAAGCGAAUGUUGACGUACGAUCCAAAACUACGUAUAUCACCUUACUAUGCUGUUCGCCAUCCCUUCCUGAGACCCAAGACAGCUCAAAUGGGCCAGUCAUCUGCAGCUGUAGAUAGUCCGACGCACCAGUCCUCAUCUAGAGUAAGCCAGGAGGUGUGGGGAAGUCAAAUGGACUGUAGCGAGGAUGUCGAGCAAACUUCAUUCGGGAAUUCCACAGCUUCUGUAACGGCAGCACCCUCCCUAGCACUGUCGUCCUCGACAAACCAACGACGGGUGGUACCGGAUGACAAUCCACAAUUUGGCGGUCAUUACUCGCAUUCAACAGGAGAUGUCUACCGCCAACCUUCAGUUGGGUCCGCAACCACAUCGAAACCCAAGCUUCGAUGA
Molecule: messenger RNA, 2193 nt
Organism: Necator americanus (New World hookworm)
Lineage: Eukaryota; Metazoa; Nematoda; Chromadorea; Rhabditida; Ancylostomatidae
Exons: 18
Coding region: 1-2193 (730 amino acids)
Biological process (GO): peptidyl-serine phosphorylation; peptidyl-threonine phosphorylation; protein autophosphorylation
Cellular component (GO): nucleus
Molecular function (GO): protein serine/threonine kinase activity; transcription coactivator activity; ATP binding
Source: RefSeq, a predicted model, not a curated record